Molecule: messenger RNA, 1092 nt
Organism: Encephalitozoon intestinalis ATCC 50506
Lineage: Eukaryota; Fungi; Microsporidia; Unikaryonidae
Product: exonuclease 1
Exons: 1
Coding region: 1-1092 (363 amino acids)
Molecular function (GO): metal ion binding; 5'-flap endonuclease activity; DNA binding
Source: RefSeq, a predicted model, not a curated record
AUGGGGAUUUCAGGGCUUUUACCUAUUGUGGCUUCCAAGCUGGUGAAGAUGCAUAUAUCAAGCUAUCGCCACAAGAGGUUAGGAAUAGACGGCCAUGCAUGGCUAUAUCAAAUUCUCUCUUGCGUGGCAGAAGAGAUGUUUUUCAGGAUUCCUACCAAAAGAUAUGUAAGCAUGUUUGAGGAGAAGGUGAAGCUACUAGAAAACUAUGGAAUCACACCAAUUAUUGUUUUGGAUGGGGAUUUGCUGUCCAGUAAGGAAGAGACAAACAGAAAAAGACAGAUCAGAAAAGAAAAGAGUAGAAAAGAGGCUGAGUAUUGGCUAAUGAAGAAUGAUCCUGAAAAGGCCAAAGCAUUUAUGCGGCAGUGCAUAAGUGUCACAAGAGGAGUGGUGUCUGACAUUACGAAGAUGUUGGAAAGAAUAGAUGUUGAGUAUAUUAUUUCGCCCUACGAGUCCGAUGCCCAACUCUGCUAUUUGGAGAGAAUAGGGUACAUAGACUACAUUCUCACAGAGGAUAGCGAUUUAAUUCCUUAUGGGUCGAAUAGGAUACUUUAUAAGUUUGACAACACCUUUGUACGGGAAUUUAGUAGGAGCUGCCUUGCCGAGGUAAGAGGUAAAGAUUUUGAAGAGAAUAUUCUCGACAUCUCCAUACUGAGUGGAUGCGACUACCUGUCUUCCAUACAAGGUGUUGGCAUUGUAACUGCCCACAAGCUUCUCUCCAGGGAAAGAACAAUUGAAAGGGUGGUUGAAUAUCUGAAACACCGAAAGCCUGUCCCAAAGAACUAUUUAGAUGACUUUUUCAAAGCAAGAAAGACAUUUCUGUACCAGAUUGUAUAUGAUCCCAUAGAACGAAAGAGAAGGUAUCUCCAGGACGUAACGGAGGAAAUGGAAUUUUUGGGCUCCUUGAAGGAGGAGGAGUAUAAGGUUGAGGAAGGACCUCUGGGAUUGUUUUUCAAGUCUUGCAUGCAGACAAAAACAGUCAAGAGGCAUUUUGUCCCUUCUCCAAAGAAGGUGAUACCCGAGGUGAUGAAAAUAAAAAGAAGAGAGGAGUUCAUCAAGGUAGAUGCCCACAUACACUCUCCAUAUUUUAAGUAA